This is a messenger RNA of Melampsora larici-populina 98AG31, 1437 nucleotides long. RefSeq lists its product as uncharacterized. Bases 1 to 1437 code for a protein of 478 amino acids. The transcript is spliced from 5 exons. NCBI's taxonomy places the organism in Eukaryota, Fungi, Basidiomycota, Pucciniomycetes, Pucciniales, Melampsoraceae. The record is from RefSeq and is a predicted model, not a curated record.
AUGGCUUCUCAACCACCUUGUCCUGACUGCGGACGUAACUUCCCACCAAGACCCUCAACCGAACCAAACUGUCGCCGGUGUCAAUGGCGAGAACAUAAUGGAUCUGUCUGUGACCAACCUUUCUGCCAAUUAUGUGGCAUAGUUUUCAAAUAUCUCAAAGGAAAUGAUUGUGGCAGCUGUGCAAGCAACCCUCUUGCACUGGCUUCACAAAACUCUCAGAACACGGCAUCUUCAAUACCGCAUCAGCAAAAUCAUGGACAGCCAUUGAUUCAUACUGUCAUUCCUACUACAGCAAACCCCAAUGACCUUCCAUCUCACCUGUUCUCCCAAAACCCUUUGGCCACAUCUUUAUCUGCACCAGUCCACCAAUCAUCCAGCUUUUCAACAAAUAAUCAAGCUGAAGAGCUCGCACGUCUCUUAACCUCGAAGAAUAGAACCAAUUGGCCAAAGCCUCCCAUUACCAAAGCUGUCCUUCAACCACCAAAACCUUCUCAGGCUUCAGAAAAGCAAAAGCCAAAACGUGAAGGGAAAAUUAAGAUGAUGCUUUGUUACCUGAAGAGUAUGAGAAAAACACGACAUCCCCUCGAGCCAAAGAUGUGUAAGGUCAAUCUAGAUGAUCCCCAUUGGUAUAUAAAUCUUUACCUUGAAGCUUGGCUAUGGUUUCGUGACACAGCCGACAAGCUCAACUGGCCUCCGCACGACAAGCAAAUUGGCAAGGAUAAGCUAGUCCCUUUACCUUGUUGGGACGACCGCUACUGCCAGACUGUUGACAAUGGCUGCCUCAUUGAAAAGGAUGAUCUCAAAAUUCAGAUCAUAUAUGCUCUCAAGAAACCAAGCGGUCUUGCAUCAUUGAAAUGCAUGGGGAUCUCAUUCAGUUGGGAUAAGUACCAACUCACUAUCCCUCAGUCCCCCCUUCCCGAGUCCAAUGAAGACAAACAAGAUAUUACUGAACAACCCACCACCAGGAACAGUACCAAAAGAUCGAGAUUGGAUUCAUCAGAUGAUGAAUCCUCCAUCAAAGAAUCUGAUGCUUCAGAAAAAGAGGUUGUAGUAGUCAAACAAAAGAAGAAACAGAAGCUUGGGCCUCCCCCAAAACCUCACCCCAAUGAAAAAUCUAUUACCGCUUCUGGUCUUACCAAGGAGGAGAUCGAGGACAUUGAAACCGAUGAGCUCAAAUCCAAUAUCUACGACUCCACAAAUGAGGCUCAUCAUCAAAACCAAACCUUUCACGAAGAAACCAAGCUUGAUCAUGAAAAAAACAAGCCUGAUCACAAUCAAACCAAAACUGUCGAGAACAAUGACAAGACUGAUCACAAUGAAAACAAGACCGAUCACCGGUUAGAACCAGCCCAAUCCCAAUCCAAGGUGAAGGGUAUUGAGCAGACCAAACCUCAAGAUCCUGCCUCCAAAUCACCAACAGCCUUGCUGCUCGGUUAG